This is a messenger RNA of Thunnus maccoyii (southern bluefin tuna), 2230 nucleotides long. Its product is annotated as tetraspanin-7-like. The record is from RefSeq and is a predicted model, not a curated record. NCBI's taxonomy places the organism in Eukaryota, Metazoa, Chordata, Actinopteri, Scombriformes, Scombridae. Gene Ontology annotation, cellular component: membrane. The transcript is spliced from 8 exons. Bases 516 to 1265 code for a protein of 249 amino acids.
AACCAACAAUAUAUUCAUUAAUAAGUAAUAAUCAAGAGUAAGGCAGGUCCCCAUAGUGGCUGGUGGGUGGGGUGGAGGACCUUCACAGAGAGCUGUCAGACUCCCUGAGGAUCACCUUCCUGUUAAUUGUGUGGUUAUAGUGUGAAGUAUGAGGGUCACAUGUUUGCACUGUCACCUUCAAACCACCAACCACAUGUCGCCCUGCACGUCUCAUGAACAACGUUACCAGAUUUCACUGCUGCAGGGUCACACACUGAUAGGUUCAGCUGUUAGAUGGAGGAUUAAAAAAGGUUCUCAAACAUGAGACUUUCGUUUUGUGUCCAUGUUUUAGUCAGUAAAACGUCAUUUUAACAAAGAUAAAAACAGAAUAAUCGACACCAAAUGUGGACUGGCUCUGUCCUAUAUACUGUAUAUCCCCGUUUACGCUGCAGGAAGACAGAAAGAGAGAGAGGGAGGGAGAGUCAAAGAGACGUUAAAGUGAGAGAGAGUCUUCAUCCUGCCGUCUCAGUUGGAUUAUGGCUCGGAGGAGGAUGGAAACCAAACCGGUGAUCUUCUGUCUGAAGUCGCUGCUGCUGCUCUACUCCUUCAUCUUCUGGGUGACAGGUGUGGUCCUGCUCUCGGUGGGGUUAUGGUGGAAGUUCAUGUUGGGCCCCUACAUGUUGUUGAUCUCCAACGGCCCCUCCAACGCUCCGUACGUCCUCACCGGCACCGGAGCCUUCAUCGUGGUGUUCGGCCUGUUCGGCUGCUUCGCCACCUGCAGGGGGCGCCCCUGGAUGUUAAAACUGUACGCCGUGUUUCUGUCUCUGGUCUUCAUGACUGAACUCAUCGCUGGAAUCUCUGGAUUCAUCUUUCGCCACGAGAUUAAAGGAACUUUCCUCACGACGUACAGCGAGGCUGUGAUGAGAUAUGACGGACGAGAUGACAGGAGUCUGGCUGUGGACGGCGUCCAGCGUAGAUUGCACUGCUGUGGAGUUUAUAACUACACCAGUUGGCUCAGCAGUGUGUAUUUCCCCGUCAGCGGGAUUCCUGCCAGCUGCUGCGUUAGUUUCUCCGACUGCAGCGGAGCCGACCUGAAGAACGCAACUCUGGCUGCACAGAAAGUCUAUAAACAGGGUUGUUAUGAGUUGGUGACGUCCUUCAUAGAAGGCAACAUGGGAAUCAUCGCUGGAGUUACCUUCGGCAUCGCCUUCUCUCAGUUGAUAGGGAUGUCUUUGGCCUGCUGUCUGUCUCGCUUCAUCAACGCCAACCAGUAUGAGAUGGUCUAACAGGAAAGAGGCGAGGAUGCACGUCACCAUGGAAACACACAGAGCAUCUUGCACCAAACCUGUCGACAUUCCUCUUCUGUUUAUUUUUGAGGCUGUGAAAAACAUCCAACGUUUUUGCCCUUUUUUUUUUUCUUUGGUUUUGUUUGUUUUUGUUUGAUUGUUUGUUUGUUUUUUGCUCUCUUGAAGCUGAUUGGUUAACUCUUAAAUCUAUUGACAUGUCAAUCAAGUCGCUUAUAUAAUAAAAAAACAUUUUUACAUUCAUGAUGAUUCAGAACAGAUUCAGAAUCAUCUCAUGGUGCCACAUAGAGGCGUCAAACUGAAACAAUCCCCUUAUUUUUUAAAAAUUUUAAGUUUUUAUGAAGUUGGAAUAAUGUUUCUGUCUGAAUGAAGUCAACAAAAUGCUGCUCUAGACCCCCAGGAACCAGACCCCCCCCACAUGGGGAUUUGUGUGUUCUGCAUCAUCACUGAAUGUUGUGGCUCUGCGGUCCUUUAUUUAUGUGUUUGAAAGUCUGAUGAGGACAGUGUGAUAUGUUUGAAAGCUCCAGAACAACUACUAAAUGGACCGUGAAGAUUGUUAAGAUUGUAUUUUAGUCUGUUUUGUGCUCACUUGGUGGAUAUUUCUAAAUACAUUUGUCUGUUGUGGGUCAGUAGGUGAAUCUGACCUGUUUUUACUUACAGUAUUUUAUUUAUGUGUGUCCAGGUGUUAUCACAGUGUUUUGUACAGUAGGUGUGACUCUGUACGGCAAGCAGCAGGUCCAAACUCUGUUCCACUCUUGACUUUUUCCCCCGUUGGUGUUUUCAGUGGACUCAGCGUCAGGGAUGACUGUAUGUGACACUUUCAUUAAACAGUAAUUUAAUUGAUUGUCUUUACAAUAUACAAUGUUUUUCAGUGGGAAUAGUGUGUUAAUAUUGUAACAAGUAAUGUGGUGAAAAAUAAAACAGGAAAACAACUGGAGGAUCUGUUU